Molecule: messenger RNA, 3536 nt
Organism: Ahaetulla prasina
Lineage: Eukaryota; Metazoa; Chordata; Lepidosauria; Squamata; Colubridae
Gene: SLC2A12
Product: solute carrier family 2 member 12
Exons: 6
Coding region: 599-2284 (561 amino acids)
Biological process (GO): transmembrane transport
Cellular component (GO): membrane
Molecular function (GO): transmembrane transporter activity
Source: RefSeq, a predicted model, not a curated record
GAACGAGGAGCUCCAGGGCUUCGGCUGAGCACCGCGUUACUCCUCUUCGGUUUCUCAGCUAUUUGUUCAAAGCGAAAACAAUACGUCUGGACAAAGAAAAAAAUAAUAAUAAUCCCUCCCUUUCGCGCCGCUGAUAGGCUCCGCCAGAAUAGCAACAGGCCGGAUCACCGAAAAGGGCAAAGCCUGCGGUAGCGGAAAGAAAAGUUACUCGCGGAUCGCUUUAGUAAACUUUCAGAUUUCAUCCCGCUGCCAUGAGCAGGGCGCCGAGACUCAUCGCCGGUCUGGAGCGCCUGAGGAAGGCGGCCCUCCUGUAAAGGCGUUUGUGUCUCGAAGGGGCCCUGGGCUUUCUCAGGCUCCAGCCAUGUUACUCGGGCAGAACAAGGAGGACCUCGGUCCGAAAAGCCAGAGCGAGACAGAAGAGGGUACCGCAUGCAGGAGCCUUCACGAACCUCCAGCUCAAACAGGGAGGUGCUGGAAGUAACACUAUCAGUCUAUGUACAUAUAGAUCCUUUUGGCGUUUCGAGAAGCCAGAGGAGGCGAAGGAGAAGAAUUCUGCUUGCUCUAUUUUAGUUUGGUAGCAUUUCUGUGUGGUUGUGGAAUGCUCACUCUUCUGUCAUCUGUCAUUGCUGCCAUUAGUGGAUUUUUGAUGGGUUAUGAGCUUGCAGUUAUCUCUGGAGCUCUUCUUCAGCUAACUAGCAUCCUAACACUUUCAUGCCGACAACAAGAAAUAAUUGUAAGCACAAUUCUUGUUGGUGCCUUGUUAGCUUCAGUAACUGGUGGAAUCCUGAUAGACAAAUAUGGGAGGCGAUUUACCAUUAUGUUGUCAUCUGCUUUACUAGUUGUGGGCAGUCUGAUUCUGAUCAUUUUUGCCUCCUAUGGACUACUUAUAGUAGGACGGAUUGUGAUUGGGGUUUCUGUUUCCCUUUCUUCAACUGCAACAUGUGUGUAUAUUGCAGAGAUUGCCCCGCAGCACAGAAGAGGUUUGCUUGUGUCUUUAAAUGAACUCAUGAUUGUUACGGGCAUUCUCUUUGCCUACAUUUCUAAUUAUGCCUUUGCUAAUGUUUCUCAUGGCUGGAAGUACAUGUUCGGCCUUGUUAUUCCACUGGGGGUUUUACAGAUAGUUGCUUUAUAUUUUCUUCUGCCCAGUCCUCGUUUUCUGGUUAUGAAAGGUUUCGAUGAAGCUGCUAGUAAAGUGCUUGGAAAACUCAGGGCAACUUCGGACACUACCGAAGAACUCACCAUGAUCAAAUCUUCCUUGAAAGAUGAACACCAAUAUCAUUUUCUGGAUUUGUUCCAUUCCAAAGACAAUAUGAGAACACGGCUGCUGAUAGGGAUCACACUCGUUUUUUUUGUACAAGUAACUGGACAACCCAACAUCUUGUUUUACACAUCCACUGUGUUGAAGUCAGUUGGAUUUCAGAGCAAUGCAGCAGCUACUUUAGCUUCAACUGGGGUUGGAGUGGUUAAAGUGAUCAGUACGAUACCAGCUAUUCUUUUUGUGGACCACAUAGGAAGCAAGACAUUUCUCUGUAUUGGCUCAUCCCUCAUGUCGGUGUCACUGAUCACCUUAGGAUUAGUAAUGCAAAAUAUACAUGUGAAUGUCACCACUGUCUGUAAAAACCAGUCUUUGGAAGAGAUUCUGUUUCAGGGAGCAGGAACGGUGACCUUCACUAAUGAAACCUUUAAGGAACGUUUUGCUGACAUGACUUUACCUGUUAAAAGUCCCCCCUGGUGGAAGGAUGAAAUUGCUGACCCCGAGUAUCAGAACGGGACGACAUUGGUAGGAGACAAAAUGUUUGUCGGAAUGCAAGCAGAAUCCCAGGUUGCAGUUGAACCAGCCAAGGUGCAACCCUUUCUGAAAUGGCUCUCUUUGGCUAGCUUGCUGGUUUAUGUUGCAGCUUUCUCCAUAGGACUUGGACCAAUGUCAUGGUUGGUGUUAAGUGAAAUAUUUCCUGGAGGAAUCAGAGGAAGGGCAAUUGCUUUCACAUCAAGCAUCAACUGGGGGGUUAAUCUCCUUAUCUCAUCAACGUUUUUGACUGUAACAAACCUACUUGGCUUACCCUGGAUAUGUUUUAUUUAUGCCCUGAUGAGCCUAGCAUCAUUAGCUUUUGUCAUUAUCUGUAUACCAGAGACAAAAGGAUAUUCCUUAGAGCAAAUAUCCAUGGAACUGGCAAAACAAAAGCACGCCAAGAAUCCUUUUCGUUGGAUGGGCCAGCGGCAAGACCAACUGAUUGGCUCAGCUAUAGAACUUUCUAAUAAAGGCGCCAAUGAACAGUUCUUCUAGGCAGAAGCAGAGACAAGAUGCUUGAGUCACUAAGACCAGAAGAGUUAGCUUUCGUAAUGGACAAGAUGGUAGAAUUCAUAGAAAUCCUGCCGCUACAUCUGAAUGCUUUAGCGUCUUAUUCUAAAUUAGCUUUCUCUGAUUUUUAUUUUAGAGGACUUUUUGGUCAGUGAACGUUACCAAAUAAUGAAUUUGCACAUUUUAAACACAGAGCUGUCAAACUGUAAGGAUAUUUCUAUGGAAAUAAAUAAAAAAAAUAUGAAGGUAAUAUAGCCAAUUAUACAAAGAUGAGAAAUUUGUGCAAACUUCUCUUUAAGAGAGUAAAAUAUUUUAAUCAUGCUCAGCAGACUUGUGCAACUGUCUGCUUUCUAGGCCUAUUAGCCAAGCUCUUUAAAAGGAAGGACACUGACUAUUGCUUCAGUCACAAGUCACAAACACACAAACUGCCUCACAGGUAGUACUCCAGUUAUGUCCACUUGUUCAGCAACUGUUCAAAGUUAUGACGGCACCGGACUUGUGACUCAUGCUUGAAGUUGUGGCUGUUGCAGCAUUUUUGUGGUCACGUGAUCGUGAUUUGGGCUCUUGGCAACCCUGCUUGCAAUUAAAUCAGUUGCAGCAUCUUGCAGUCACAUGAUUGCCAUUUGUAACUUUUUCUGUCUGCUUCCUACAAGGAAAGUCAUUGGAGAAACUGGCAGGGAAAAUCAUGCUCUGCAGCACCUGCCCAUAGCACCUUCUUACCCUCCUGUGCCUGCCUAGGACAUCCACCUGCCAAUGCUCAAUACUGUCUGCCCAUGGUACCUAUCCACCUGUAGGUCUCACCUGCUGGCCUACUUGCUUCUCCUGUUCCCAUGUGUAAUCAUGUGAGAUCCUUGUUUAAUAACCUGCAUCAUUCUGGGGUUAAGAUAGCAGUUGGGACUGCGGGGAUUGCCAUUACUUAGCCAUGCAGUCACAUAACUUCACACUUUGACCACAUUACUAGUGACAGAAAUUCCAGUCCCAUUGAAUUAUCAUAACCUGAGGAUUACCUGUUUGGCAAUCUAUAAUGGCUGCCUAAGAAAAUCUACCCUAAGGUCAUUAAAUCUGGGCAAAUGGCAAGAUCAGGAUAUAGGAAGCUGCGAUUAAAUUUGAAUAUAGUAUUCAGUUGUGGUUUAGAGUUACAGUACUUGCACAAGCUUAUCUGAAAACUUCCCUUUCUUCCUCGAGAUGGAAAAAUCUGAUUUGUGGUUUAAAUUAAACAUUUUCCUUUCUUUUUCAA